UUGUCUUGCAGAAGAUGAAGCCCAUCGUCCAAAGAAGGCGCUCUACCUCAUCUGCCAUUACUAAAGCUCUUGGCAAAUCWAAGUCCCAUUCCAGGGAAACUACUCUUUCCUCUUCCCAUUCAGACAAUGGGCUGCCAAGUGGGGUGUUCAGCAGCCCAGGCUCCACCUUCAUCCUGGACGAGCGAGUACAGCUAACCGUGGGCCUGCAGACCCAGGAAAGACAUCUGAUUUUGUUCAGUGAUGUGCUGGUCAUUGCCAAGUCCAAAUCCUCCUCCAGCCUGAAGCUGAAAAAGCAAGUCCAUCUGAGYGAAGUGUGGACCGGCACCUGUCUCAGUGAAGUGACGGAGAAAAAGAUGAGUCCCGAGAAUUCAUUUGUCAUCGGCUGGCCUACCACCAACUAUGUUGUCACCUUCAGCUCAGCUGAUGUGAAGGAACGAUGGCUGUCAGCRUUACUGUGGCAUAUCAAUGAUGUAAAACAAAAUGAAUACCCAAAGGAGCUGACCCUUCAGAUCUUCGUCCUGGAUGAAGACAACUCCUCUUCUACCACUGCAGUCAACGUGUCCAAUGUGGAAACUGCAGAGAGUGUGAUGAAGAAGGCCCUUGUGCAGCUUGGGCUCCCUGACAGGACCAGUGAACACCACCUGUGGGUGGUCUCAGGAAAAGAUGAGCCUGCUUACCCWCUCAUUGGGCACGAGCAUCCCUUCAGCAUCGCCUUGAGCUGUCUCCGGGACUCUCCUGACCAGCAACAAAGAACCAACAACAACACUCUCCUGGCUGAUGGGACAGAGGCUUCCUUCCUUGCUCAGCUCCCAAAGGAAAAGCAGUGUCAGUUUGUCCUGAAACCCARGCUCCAAGCUCCGAUGCAGCUGAGGAGAGAGCCGCUGCAGAAGCACACCAAGAGGAAGAAGUCGCUGAUUGACUGGGCCCUGCGCCGCAGCACCAGCACCCCCACGGGCAGCCCUCCCUCACAGUCACCCACCACACCACGGAAACUCUUUGGCCUGUCCCUGUCCUCUGUCUGCCCUGAUGGAAUCCUUCCCAAGCCAAUCAUGGAUAUGCUGCUCCUGUUGUACCAUGAAGGUCCCUCCACUAGGGGCAUUUUCAGACGUUCUGCCAAUGCCAAGACUUGCAAGGAACUGAAAGAGAAGCUGAACUCUGGAGAUGAUGUUCAGGUGGAUGGAGAGUCAGUCUUUGUGGCUGCAGCUGUCAUCACGGAUUUUCUCCGAAAUAUACCUGACAGUGUUCUAUCCUCAGACAUGCACGGACUGUGGAUGGAAGCUGUGGACACAGAAAAUCGGGCACAUAAGAUUGAAGCUAUCAAAAGUCUCGUCAACCAGCUUCCAGAGGCCAACCUCAUCUUACUCAGACACCUCUUUGGAGUCCUCCACCACAUUGAGCAGAAUUCKGGGGUGAAUCAGAUGAAUGCCUUUAACCUGGCCCUUUGCAUAGCACCCAAUAUGCUGUGGCUGCCAAGUCCCACYGGGCCUGAAGAGGAGAGCCGCUCUACAAAGAAGGUGGCCUUGUUAGUGCAGUUCCUGAUUGAAAAUUCAGGAGAGAUUUUUGGGGGUGAUAUUGCUUCCUUGUUCCAAAGACCUGACAAAAAGAAGUCCAAAAACUCAGCAGAAUCUCUGGACAUAGGCUUGGCUCAGCAAGACGAUUCCUCUGACGAGCUGGAGUUUUCCACGUGCGAUCCAGAAGACCCAAAGCACCACCUGGAGCCCGAGACAGAUGCCAUUUUUGAAACACCCGGCAGCUUGUUCCUUGACGAGGAUCAGGAAGACUGGGACCUGUUCAGCGAGAUCACAGCCUGCUACCAAAGCAAAGCGCGGACCGCCGCCAGCGCGGACAGCUACGAGCUGCUGGAGGAGGACGGCUCCUUCUGCUCCCUGGGCUCCAUCCGCUCGCUCAGCCCAGCCCGGGAUCGCUGCUCCUCGGAGCCCAGCGUGUGCCUCAGCUCCCAGCUGCCAGCACAGAGCCACGAGCCGGUGGCCCGCCAGUCCAGCUGCGAUGCCACCAUCAUGAGCGGCCACACUGACUACAUGCACAGGCUCAGGCAGCUGCAGAUGGAGAGCCAGAAGCUGAUYGAUGAAGGGUUAAGUCCUGGGGUUAAUAAGGCCAGGCAGAACUUGUGGCAAUCGCCUCAGACCGGCYCCAGGGUGAAGCAGCUCAGCCUUCAGAAGUCCAGCCUGUCCAACAGGUCCAGCUUCUCCAGCCUGUCCUCUACCACCACCUCCCCAUCUGCCUCCUCACUCAGCUCCUUAGACAGUGCCUUCUCCUACUGCUCAGAGUCAUCAGCCAUUAGCCCCACGGAUGUCUCAUCCCUGCCAUUCAUGUUUGGCACUUCUGCCAGGCUUCGUGCUGUGUCUCCCACGGCUGCCAAGAGGUACCAGAAAGAGUGGCACAAAUCCUUCCCAUCUCCUGUGCCUUUACACCCCUGCAAUCUGGACAGUUUUCACGAGGAUGAGCCCAAGGCUGGGGAGAGCAGUCAUUGCUUUGGAGAGCAGAAAAGUUUUCCAUGUGCCAGCAGAGCUGCCGUGGGAAGCCCAAUCACUGACAUUGACUGGGAAGAAAAGGAGAGGCAGCUGAGCUGUGCAGGGUGCCCUGGCCCAGGGCUCAGGAGCCAGGAUUUUACCAAAGAAUCUAAACAAAGCCCUGAGCUCCCAGCUGCCAGCCCAUCCAGUGAGACAUCGCCACAGGUCAGCCACCAGCAGCACAGGGAGAAGACAGUGAAGAACAUAGAAAUYAAAAGUGUGGAUGGCUGCCCUCUGAGCCCCGAAGGCCUGAAGCGCACCAAGAUAACUUUUUAUGUGGCCCCAAAUAAAGAAAGCCCCUGGGGGUCUCAAGUGGGAGAAGAUGAACAAUGUGUGGCAAACACCAGCAGCACAGACUCGCCCAGCAGCAGCAGCAGCGAGCAGAGCUUGUCCAAGAGCCUGCAGACUGUGAGAGUCCACAUCCCCCAGACCGUUUUCUAUGGGCAGAACACUCCCCUGGUCCUGCAGUCCAUCUCCAGGCGCCACCACCGUGACCCCACGGUCCCAUCCCUGCAGGCUGAGCACAGAGAGAGCCCCCAGAGCGCCUCAGCUCCCGAGGAGCUGGAGGGACAGCCAGAGGAGAUGGCGCAGGCGCCAACCCAGAGCAAGGGCUUUGAGACUUUGAGCCACACCAUCCGCAUCAUCCUCCCCAACUCCAUCCGAAACACCAUCAAGGAGUAUUUCAGGCACGAUGAGACCCAGCCCUGCCCCACAGCCACGGUGGAAGCAGUGGAGAAUGAACUCCUCCGGAGCAGGGUGGGGUGGCUCAGGAGCCAGCCCCUGGCAGAGGUGGCCGCAGAGGAGUGUGACAAAGCCGUGUUUGCAGAAGAGACAUUUGUCUAAGGCCAUGGAGGGGGAGGAACUAAAUAAUUUUUUUUGUGUAUGUGCAGCAGAAAAUAUUCUGUAAUAUAUGAUCAGGGUGUGAAGAAUUUAGCAGGCUGCAUGGGGCAACAAGUGUAAAGUGAAUCUAAUUUGUAUGUAAUGGUGGGGUUCAAUAUUCAUUUUGGGGGGUGGGGGGGAGCUGUUCUUGUGUUUUCUUUAUGCCCUUUUCUGAUGGAAGAGGCUUCACUGACUGGGGGUGUGGUGGACUAAAUACCACCAGGCUCUCUCUGUCCAUGGAUCAGCUGACCUGUACAGGCUCUGACUCCAUUUUUUUUAUAGCAGGAAAAGAGAAAUGUUGCUUUAUUUUCUCCAGUCAGCUGCUGCUGURUGUGGAUGACUGGACAACUGGGACAGCUAAUGCUCCAUCAGAAUUAGUUUAAAAUCUUUACACUUGCACAAAACCCACCAUUAUUCACUGCUCACCACCACUCAUCCAAAGGAAGAUCCUUCACCUCCAUUCCAGAAAUCACUGCUGCUUCACUCUGCUCGGCUGCUGUCCACUGUGGUCUAGCUCAAAGCCCACAUCCAUUACCCAGUUGAGGCUGGGCUCCAAAAUCAGCAGCUAGAGCCCAGCAUCCACUGACAGUAUAUGUAACAUUUUAAGCCCAAGAUUGCUUUUUUCUAGAAUUAAUUGUGCAGUGAUUCUUUCUUCUCAUCCCUUCCCCCAAGUUAGCAUUUGACAGAGACACAGCUGCUAUAAAGGAUUUUUAGCACUGUCACUUUGACAGGGCUAUGAAUGUUCUUCAGUGUCCUCUGGRAGUCGCUCAGCAGACAGGAGUUUGAGUCCUAGUGAAAGAUGACAAUUUUCUGUCAAUGCCCCUUCCUAGAGGCGGUGUGGGUGAGGGAACUCAUCAAAUUCCUAGUCAUGCUGAGAGGGUCUUGAACAGAGUUUGGUUUUAGCACGAGGUGAAGGAGUUGUGGAAGUUGUGGAAUGUUGUGGAGUAGAGGCUGAAGCAAAGUCCCAUCAGUCCAUACCCUGGAACUGCCCAGGCUCCAUCACUGAUGCUGGCUCAGAGAAACACGGAGCUCUCACACAGCACAGGAUGUGUUCUGGUGUGCUCCAGCAGMAUUGGGUUUGGGGAAAUACCAGCCAGGGAUGCUCUAAGCAGGCUGCUGGCAAGGACCACCAAAGAGAUGCAGCCAGUGGGCUCCUGRAGCAUCCCUGAGUCCACUCAGAGCCAUGCUCAGGCCACAGACAUAAUGGGAUUUGUUAGAGAGUUGUAACGCUGCCAGCUGAGUUCUAAAAAGGUGCUGAGAGCACCACAUUAGUGGUGGUGACACCACAUCAGUGUCUCAGGUUUUAAGAAAAUGAUGGGAAAAGUCUCAAAAGUUAAAAGGUUUGGGAUAGUUAAUUUGAAAGUUACAUGGGAGUUUUCUAUGAUGGCAUCUGUGAUAGAGACAAUACUUUUACAGUGAACAGAGAGUGGGUGAAGGAGAAGAGAAAAAGAGGAAUCCUAAUGACUGAAGGGGAAUGUGAAACAAGUACUCCUGCAAGCUGCUGAGUGUCUGCAAAUAGCCAGAGCUGGGGCUGMAUGACAGCUGCCAUGGUUCAGUCCUUGCACACAGGGGAAAGCCACCUCUGUGAAAUUAUCCAAUGUCAGAUCCCUCCACUCAUCCACCAGGUGCCUGUGAGGAUCAGUGACAGGAACUGGCCCAGCACUCCACAUUCACACUAUCAAAUACUGGGGUAAGGGAAGCCCAGAGCCCACUUUCCAAGGUGUAUAGAGUUUGUUUUGUUAGAUGCAGGGUGUUUAGCUCUCAGAUGUGGCACUCUCUGUCCCAGAUCACCUUUGUGACCCUUUGUAUAAUGAAAGGUGUAUAUAAUCAUAACACAACCCCACCACCACUGUGAUUUUCCUCACACAUGAACAGCAACAAGGCAUCCACGGUCUUUUUUUUCCCAGAGCUACAGUUGUAACUGUUUUAAUAAAAGACACACAAGUUGU
Messenger RNA from Malurus melanocephalus (red-backed fairy wren), 5359 nucleotides. RefSeq names its product rho GTPase-activating protein 20-like. Gene Ontology annotation, biological process: regulation of Rho protein signal transduction; signal transduction. The record is from RefSeq and is a predicted model, not a curated record. Lineage: Eukaryota; Metazoa; Chordata; Aves; Passeriformes; Maluridae. Gene Ontology annotation, molecular function: GTPase activator activity. The coding region runs from base 15 to 3374 and encodes 1119 amino acids. The transcript has 14 exons.